GAUAUCAACACAAGUUACGAAUCAUUCAACUUUCCUAUCAAGUUUGUUCCUAGAUCUGAACGCUGAAGAUGAAACUGGUACUUGUUUUUGCUCUCGUCCUGCUUACGGCGUCAACUGCUGCUGCUGUAGGCAUGUGUGAGUGGGAUGGCGUUAAGUUUCCGGUCGGGAGUAUCUACAGGUCAAAGAUAGACCCUUGCACGGUCUGCGAUUGUGACGAGUCGUUACAAGCGAAUUGCAUGGAUGAGUACUGUGAGGUGCCCGAGUGUGCUACCGGGUCCCAUGUCGUGUUCCCUAAGGACCAAUGCUGCGCCAUCUGCGUGAAGAACUGAUGACGAUGUAGACGAUGGAGAUAAUGAUGAAUGAGUAGUCAGUGACAGAUUACAAUAAAGAUUUAAAA
Physella acuta is the source of this 397-nucleotide messenger RNA. Its product is annotated as von Willebrand factor C domain-containing protein 2-like. Gene Ontology annotation, molecular function: protein binding. The record is from RefSeq and is a predicted model, not a curated record. Lineage: Eukaryota; Metazoa; Mollusca; Gastropoda; Physidae.